AUCAUAUCGACGACGCUUGAGUGUUUGAAUUUGUAUUAGCUCUAAGUACCUAGUACAUUGAUGUUUCAGUCAACGAAAUGAUAGCGUUAUUUUUUUAGUUUUCGUUUUACCGGUUGAAUUUCUUUCAAAGUCAAUCAACUAUAGGAAAGAUGAAUUUACGAUGCGAAAUUUGCGAUCUAGUUUUCAACGAUCACAACAAACUCACCACUCAUUCGAAAACAGAUGAAAGACAUAAGUUGAGAUAUUGGUAUACCCAAAAUCGAAACAAAGCGAAAUCGAUAACUUAUUCUGUCUCGGUUCCUUUGAGAAUAUACGAACUAAGGUCAAAAAUCAAAAUUCCAAUUGAAAGAAACCGUUUCUCACAGAAUUGUUCUGAAAUCAGCGAUGUGUUUGAAAUUGAAAUUCACGAUGAAGUAAAAGCUGAUUCCAGCGAACUCCCUUUUUAUCUUGAAAAUGAUAAACCGUUUCCACUUGUGUUCAAACAAGUUGCUCGUUUUUGUGAUUACACGGAACCUCCUCAUAAAAGCAUUAUUUGUGUAUUAAAAUUAAAAAUCCGGGGACAGAAAUAUCAAAAACCCAAAUACUCAUUGAUUGAAGUAAUUAUCCGGGUAGAAAAGGAAGAUUUAAGAGAAAUUCUAGGUCCAUUCAAACCAUACUGCAGAGAAAACAGGGAAAUAAUCAGAUUCCCAAACGUUAAACAACAAAUCCCAAGAGACAGAUUACAACAGCAAAAUCAAUUAAUUUCAAAAACAAAAAUAUUUUUACGGAAAUACGAAAUACCAGAUAAACUGAUGGAAUCUCUGGAAAAUAUGCUCAGAGGAAGAAAAAAUUUUCAAAACUUGGAUCAGAAUAAUUUGAGCAGUAUAUUGAAAGAACUCGGACUGCAUGAUGCUAUGGGAACACUGAGAGAAGGAAAUUACGUUGAUUACUUCCACAACGUUUUAUGGAUCGAAGAACACCACGCUCAAAAGGAAAUGGAACGAUAUAAUCAAAAAGAUGUCACAUUACUGACUGAUAGACGACCAUUAUAUGGUAUAAAUAUUCCCAAUCUCUCGGAAGGGCGCCCAUCGCUGUUACCACAAGAUCAAGUUCUAAUACAUAAAAGAAACGACAUGUUCAGAUGUGCGUACGAAGGUUGCAUAGAAAUUAUAGAACGAGACAAAAUAUACGUCGCUGCCCAUUCGCGCAAAUUUAAAUACGUGAAUAAAGAAUUGGUUCACGUCGAAUUCAAAAUAAAUCGACGACCUUUCAUGCUAUCUCAUCGAGCAUUAGAUCAAAUCGAAAAUCAAGCAACAAUCAGCACAACGCUUUUUCCAAAAAAAUUCAAAACGAAACCUAAUACAACCAUGAGAUUGAAAGGGACGGACAUUUCAAGCUCGCAACCAAUAAAUGAUCAACAAUACCAAGCCAUCAAGAAUAUACUGGAAAACAGCGCUCAUCCCGCACCUUAUGUACUUUUCGGCCCUCCAGGAACUGGAAAGACGUCAACCUUGGUCACUGCUAUUUAUCAAAUUUGGAAAAAAUCUUUCUCCUCGCUUAAGAAAUCGCGAAUUUUCAUUUGUGCUCCCUCCAAUUCAGCUGUAGAUGUAAUCGUGCAGCGUUUAUUACUCGAUACUGAUAUUCCUCACGAAGAUGUGAUGAGAUUAUAUGCUAAACAUAGGCUUGCAAAUCCUGAGUUGAAAGACUGCAGCGUUAAUAAGAUAUAUGUUCCGGAUUUGGACAAAAAAAGUAUCAUCGCUGCGACUACAAUUACUGCCGGAUGGUUGGUCGAUAAAGGUAUCGGGAAAGGAUAUUUCGAUUAUUUGUUCAUCGACGAAGCGGGACAUGCCACUGAAACAGAUAUCCUUGUUCCUUUGGCUGGAUUUUUUGGUGACGGGUGCUGUCUGGUUUUGUCUGGUGAUCCUCAACAACUCAGACCAGUGGUCACAUCUCCUUUGGCUGUUUCUUUAGGAUACGAUAUUUCUUUAUUGGAGCGUCUCAUGUCAAAGAUUGAAUUAUAUCGACGGAAUGUAAACAAUAGUUCGAAUGGAUAUGGAAUCAUCACCAAAUUAAUUAACAACUAUCGAUCUCACGAACAAAUUUUACACAUACCGAAUAAAAACUUUUACCAUGGAGAAUUAAAGGCGGUAGGAUAUAGAAAGAUUACCACCCUUGCCAGAGGUUGGAAAGGACUAAAAGAUCCUGAUUUUCCAAUCAUAUUUCGCUCGGUUAAUAAUGGAAACGAUAGUCGUGAAGAUAUUUCUCCAAGCUAUUUCAAUACGGACGAAAUAAAAAUCGUAAAACAGUACGUCGAUAAAUUGCUGGGUGAUUCGUGGAAUGGAUAUAAAGUGACAGAGAAAGACAUUGGAAUAAUAACUCCAUAUCGAAAACAAAUUAUUUUUACUGUGUAUGCCCAGGUUGAGAAAAUUCAGAAAUAUUUAAACCACAGAGGUUGGAGUAAGAUCGAAGUAGGAUCGGUUGAAAAAUUUCAAGGAAACGAGAAAUUGAUCAUAAUUAUUUCAACAGUUAGAUCGAGUACUGAACAGAUAGAAACAGAUUAUAAAUUCAAGUUGGGAUUUUUAAAAGAUCCUAGGAGAUUCAAUGUAGCAUUAACACGAGCUAUGGCUUUGCUUAUUGUUGUCGGUAAUUCCAACAUAUUGUACUGUGAUUCUAAUUGGAAGGAGUUCAUAGACUAUUGUAUCGAGCACAAAUCGUAUGAAGGCGAUCUACCCAGCGUAUUGAAAUCUAGCCAAGUGAAAAAGAAAAGAAAACACAAGAAAAAGAAGAAAUGAGAAAAAAAUGCCUACCAUAAUUUUAUAAUAAAUGUAAAUCCAUGUCUUUCAAAUCUCAUUAAAAAUAAUUUUUAUAAUUUUG
Molecule: messenger RNA, 2853 nt
Organism: Planococcus citri (citrus mealybug)
Lineage: Eukaryota; Metazoa; Arthropoda; Insecta; Hemiptera; Pseudococcidae
Product: putative helicase mov-10-B.1
Exons: 14
Coding region: 150-2771 (873 amino acids)
Biological process (GO): regulatory ncRNA-mediated post-transcriptional gene silencing
Cellular component (GO): cytosol; P granule
Molecular function (GO): helicase activity
Source: RefSeq, a predicted model, not a curated record